This is a messenger RNA of Nothobranchius furzeri (turquoise killifish), 777 nucleotides long. RefSeq names its product trafficking protein particle complex subunit 1 (gene trappc1). Gene Ontology annotation, cellular component: TRAPP complex. The record is from RefSeq and is a predicted model, not a curated record. Gene Ontology annotation, biological process: endoplasmic reticulum to Golgi vesicle-mediated transport. NCBI's taxonomy places the organism in Eukaryota, Metazoa, Chordata, Actinopteri, Cyprinodontiformes, Nothobranchiidae.
GGGAAACCGGAAGUCCUGCUGGGUUUAGCUCAUUAGUAUAAUUACUGUUAGUGUUAAAGUUAGAUAUAUUUAUUACAGGUUUUAGUUUUUAUUCUUUGGUUUUUAAUGUAAAAUAAGAAAAACCCAUAAUAAAGUUUUGAUCAGGCACGUAGCAGGACAGCCCCGCUGUUGGGAGGUCCUGACGGAAACGGAAAAAGAUGACUGUUCACAACUUUUACCUGUUUGACCGGAACGGAAACUGUUUGUUUUACAACGAGUGGAACCGGAAGAAGCAGGCGGGGAUUUCUAAAGAGGAGGAGUUUAAGCUGAUGUACGGGAUGCUCUUCUCUAUUCGCUCUUUCGUCAGUAAGAUGGCUCCUCUGGACAUGAAGGACGGCUUCCUGUCCUUCCAGACCAGUAAGUAUCGUCUUCAUUACUACGAGACUCCCAGUGGACUGAAGCUGGUGCUGAACACCGACCUGUCAGUGAGCAACGCCAGAGAGACACUGCAGCACAUCUACAGCAACCUCUACGUGGAGCUGGUUGUGAAGAACCCGUCCUGUUCCUCCACCCAGACGUUGGACAGUGAACUCUUCAGCAGCCGACUGGACUCCUUCAUCAGAUCUCUGCCCUUCUACAGCCCCAGAGCUGCCUGAUCACACGCUUGUAUAACCCCCCCCCCCCCCAUGAGGGCUACACACCUGACCGCUACCCCCUCCACCAAGGCUACACACACCUGUGUGUGUGUGGACAUAUUUAUUGCUUUAGAUCUGUCCAAUAAAACCAAUUUCAAACUGA